Diorhabda sublineata is the source of this 4641-nucleotide messenger RNA. RefSeq names its product probable multidrug resistance-associated protein lethal(2)03659. Lineage: Eukaryota; Metazoa; Arthropoda; Insecta; Coleoptera; Chrysomelidae. The record is from RefSeq and is a predicted model, not a curated record. The coding region runs from base 382 to 4386 and encodes 1334 amino acids. Gene Ontology annotation, biological process: transmembrane transport. Gene Ontology annotation, molecular function: ATP hydrolysis activity; ABC-type transporter activity; ATP binding. Gene Ontology annotation, cellular component: membrane. The transcript is spliced from 16 exons.
GAUUACCAAUGUUUGAAACAGAUCGUAACCAUCGAAAUCAAACGUUAGCUUCAAUAGAUUAAUCAUUAAAACAAAUAGUACAAGUACGAGUGUACGGAAUUGUUCUAAAUUUAAUCGUUUAGAAAUAUUCACUGAAAAAGUUCUCUGAAAAAAAGUGAAACGACCUUAAACAUACUGUUGUUAGUACCAAGUUUUUUGAAACAUUUGUUCAUUUAUUAUUUCACUGUUCGGCUGUUCAGACGAGGAAUAGGUGUUGAAGAUUUUGUGUGGGUGUUUUGUUUAUUGUUUAAAGUGAUUAGUGUCUCGAAUUUUAUUAUUUAUUCGGUUAUAGAAGGUGGAUACAAUAGGAUACAAUAGCUAUUUGUAAGUGGUUAAUGAAAUAUGGAUGAUGGCAACCAUGAUGAACUUAAGAGUAGAAAUCUACACCCGCAAUUGAAAUCCAAUUAUUUAUCAAACAUAUUUUUUUGUUGGGGAUUAAAACUUUUCUAUAAAGGUUGGAAAAAAGAACUGAACGAAGACGAUCUUUACAAACCCUUCGAAGAACACGAAUCUCAUUAUUUAGGCGAUGAAUUAGAAGCACUCUGGAAAUUAGAAAAAAUAGAACAUUCUCAUCCAUGUCUCUUACGUCCCAUAUGGAAAUUGUUCAAAAAAGAUAUUAUACUACACGCUUUAUGGAUGUUUAUUUUGGAAUUUGUUAUAAAAUUAUCUCAGCCGAUGUUGAUAAAGAAAUUAAUAGAGUUUUAUACGCCCAAUCAAACCUCUACGACACUUUUAGAAGCUUAUAUAUAUUCUGUUUUUAUAGUUAUUACAUCGUUUUUACUCGUCGUUAUAAAUCAUUGGUUUCAAUUGUCGCUUCAGCAUCUCGGAAUGAAAAUCAGAAUAGCUUGUUGUUCGUUGAUUUACAGAAAAAGUUUGAAAUUGAGCAAAAAAGCUUUAGUAAAAGUCACCAUCGGGCAAAUGAUUAAUCUACUAUCCAACGACGUUAAUAGAUUCGACAACAUUUUUAGAUAUUUUCAUUAUAUUUGGGUUGGUCCGUUAGAAAGCAUCAUCAUCAUGUAUUUGAUUUAUGAUGUUACUGGAUAUACUGGGUUAGCGGGAUUUUUGGUAUUGCUACUUUUCAUUCCUUUCCAAAUGGUCAUGGGAAAACUUACAACACAGUAUAGACAAAAAACAGCGAUGAAAACCGAUGAAAGAGUUUUGUUGAUGAGCGAAAUUAUUUUUGGAAUUCAAGUUAUAAAAAUGUAUACGUGGGAAAGAUCGUUUUCUCGUUUAAUAGAGCAAAUUAGGAAAUCUGAAAUAAAACAAAUUCGCUUAACGUCUUACAUCCGUGCGCUCCAUAUGUCUUUUAACAAAUUCAUCACUAGAGCUUCAGUUUUCUUAUGCAUUAUCACGUACACUUUUACCGGAAACAGAUUAAACGCAAGCUACGUCUACGUCAUAUCCUCUUUUUACAACAUUUUAAAAUCCGCUAUAAGUAACGAUUUUCCACAAGCUAUAACUCAAACAGCUGAAGCUUUAGUUUCGAUAGCCAGAAUAGAAGAGUUUCUUCAGUUCGAUGAAGUAUACCAUGAGUCCAUAAGCGAACCGUAUAAAGCUAAAAAGAUUUCUUCGGGUACACUUCUUAUAAAUAGCGCCAAGAAAAAUAAAUCAGUUGGAGUUUAUUUAGAAAACGCUUCUGCUAAAUGGGGAAGCAGUCAAGAUGAAAACACCAUUAGUAACAUUAACUUCAACGUCGGACCCCAACAGUUAGUAGCUAUAGUAGGAGCAGUCGGUUCCGGUAAAACCUCUCUACUUCAAGCUAUAAUGAAAGAACUUCCUCUUAGUCAAGGUACCAAGGACGUAGUUGGUAAGAUAUCUUAUGCUUCCCAGGAGCCGUGGCUUUUCGCCGGAACUAUUAAACAGAAUAUCUUAUUUGGAGAACCUUGGGAUGCUAAAAAAUAUGAAAGAGUUAUAAAAGUAUGUGCUUUAGAAAGAGACCUUUCAAUUUUACUCCACGGUGAUAGAAGUUUGGUUGGUGAUCGCGGAAUCUCGUUGAGCGGAGGACAAAGAGCGAGAAUAAAUUUAGCCAGAGCAGUUUACAAGGAAGCAGAUAUUUAUAUACUCGAUGAUCCAUUAUCUGCUGUAGAUACUCACGUAGGUAAACAAAUAUUCGAGGACUGCAUUUGUAGCUAUUUACGUGGCAAAUGCACCAUUCUCGUUACGCAUCAAUUGCAAUAUUUAAAGAAUGUGAACAAAAUAUUUUUAUUAGAACGCGGUAGAAUAGCCAUCAGUGGUACCUAUAAAGAACUGUCUGAAUCAACGGUAGAAUUUGCGAAAUUACUUAAAAAUCACGAUGAAGAUGAAGAAUGCGACGAUACUAUUGAUGAGGAAUCGUGCGUCAUGAAAUAUUUCGAAAAUUUGACCGGAGAAGAUCCACCAGAAAACAUUGAAAAAACAAAGAUUGGUAGUACUUCAUCGGUAGUCUACGCGAGAUAUUUGAAAUACGCUGGUGGAUGGUGUUGUGGAUUUUACGUGCUUGUCCUGUUCAUUCUAACUCAAUUUGCUGCAAGUGGAUCGGAUUAUUUUGUCAAUGUUUGGGUGAAUUUGGAGCAAACUAAAUAUUUGGAAGAAAAAGGUAACAAGUCGUUGCUUAGAGCAGUCGAAGAUGAUGUGCUUAUGGAACAAAAUUUCGAUGAUUUUUUCAUUUAUUCUAUACGAUACGCGAAACCAUUCAAUCCCGGAUUUCUCAAUACAAAUAAUUGUAUAAUAAUAUAUAGUUGCAUAAUAGGUGCAGUUAUAGUCGUAACUAUUCUCAGGUCAAUUACCUUCUUCAAAGUAUGCAUGAAAGCAUCGAUAAGGAUGCAUAACACAAUGUUUGCUAAAAUAUGCAAUGGUACAAUGCUUUUUUUCAAUACCAAUUCAUCUGGAAGGAUCCUUAAUAGAUUUUCGAAAGAUAUGGGUUGCAUUGACGAAACGUUACCAAACGUUUUAGUGGAUACCAUACAGAUUGCUUUGAAUGUAUUGGCAGUUAAUAUUGUUAUUGGUACAGUGAAUCCUUGGAUAUUGAUAUCAACAAUAGUUAUAGGGUUGAUAUUUUACCUAUUCAAAAUUGUCUAUGUUUCUUCAAGUCGAAACUUGAAAAGAAUGGAAGCAACAACUCGAAGUCCAGUUUUUUCGCACAUUCAUGCUUCUUUGCAAGGUAUCACGACAGUAAGAGCUUUCCAAGCUCAAGAAAUUUUGAGAACCGAGUUCGAUGAACAUCAAGACCUUCAUAGCUCGGCCUAUUACUUGUUUAUAUGUUGUAAUAGAACUUUUGGAUUUUGGUUAGAUCUGUUGUGCGUUGUUUACAUAGCCGUAGUCACGUUUAGCUUCUUCGUCACCCAAAAUAAUUAUGGAGGAAACGUAGGUCUAGCUAUCACUCAGGCUAUCAGUUUAACGGGAAUGUUCCAAUGGGGUAUGCGUCAAUGGAGCGAAUUGGAUAACUCCAUGAUGUCGGUUGAGAGAGUACUCGAAUAUAUUGAAAUUAAACAAGAAAUACAUGGAAAGCAAAAAGAACCGCCGAAAAAAUGGCCAGAACAUGGAAUGCUAGAAUUUCAAUCGGUUUACUUGAGAUAUGCCACAAAUUUACCAUACGUAUUGAACAACCUCACUUUCAAAAUUAAACCCAAGGAAAAAGUGGGAAUCGUUGGUAGAACAGGAGCGGGUAAAUCUACGUUAAUCUCGGCACUGUUUAGAUUGGCCGAUAUUGAAGGAAAAAUUCUCAUAGAUGGGAUUUGUACCUCCGAUAUACCUUUGAAAAGCAUGCGAUCGAAGAUAGCCAUCAUACCUCAAGUUCCUGUAUUAUUUUCUGGAACGAUUAGAUCAAAUCUAGAUCCUAUGGAUGAAUAUGAAGACUCAGAUUUGUGGAGAGCUCUGGAUGAUGUCGCUCUUAAAGACGUUGUAUCUGAGAUGCAAUUGGGGUUGGAGAGUAAAAUAGGAGAAGGUGGAUCAAAUCUUAGCUUGGGACAACGGCAGUUGGUUUGUUUAGCUCGAGCUAUACUAAGAAAAAAUAAAAUUUUAGUAUUAGAUGAAGCUACAGCUAAUGUCGAUCCUAAUACAGAUGCUUUGAUACAGUCUACUAUUAGAAAUAAAUUCGAAAAUUGCACAGUGCUAACAAUUGCUCACAGAUUACAUACAGUUAUGGAUUCCGAUAAGGUUUUAGUCAUGGAUGCAGGAUCAGCUAUCGAAUUCAAUCAUCCCCAUAUUCUGCUUCAGAAUCCUGAAGGAAUUUUCUAUAGUUUGGUUAAACAAACCGGUAAAUCGAUGGCCGAAUAUUUAUGUAAAAUUGCAGAACAGCAUUUCAAUAAUUAUUAUACAGAAGAUUUAUCGUUAACCGACACUUCAUACGACGAUAACGUAUCUCAAUAAAUAAACAAAAUUAGCUUUAGACUUAAUUUAUUACAAUGUGUACCUGAAAAUUGAGAAAAAGAACAAAAAGUUUUGCUUUCUAUUUAUUGUAAAAAAACUUUUUUUAAUUUCAAAACCUAAUAUAACUUUUUUUUGACAAUUUGUAUAAUUAUCAGUAUUAAACAAUUUUUUUCUAUGAUUGUAUUGAAGUUAACCCUUUUUCAUCGAUUUUCGUGACUUUUUUUGAACAUCAAUAAUUGUUCAUGUUUGUAUCCA